Toxoplasma gondii ME49 is the source of this 7841-nucleotide messenger RNA. RefSeq lists its product as hypothetical. The record is from RefSeq and is a predicted model, not a curated record. Bases 1 to 6753 code for a protein of 2250 amino acids. The transcript has 4 exons. NCBI's taxonomy places the organism in Eukaryota, Apicomplexa, Conoidasida, Eucoccidiorida, Sarcocystidae.
AUGAAUGCAGCUUCUGACUGCUCUGUUUCUCCUCCUGGAAUCGCCCCCUGCAACGCCAGCAGCUGCGGCGGGGGCGCCGAAGGGAAGGGCAUCACGUCUUUGCAAGCCGAAAACCCCGAAGCCUAUGCGGCCAGAGACUUCGUGCCUGCAAGCUGUGGGCUCGGCAGGCCUACAGCAAACCCUCUGUCCACUGUGAACGGCAUAUCCGGUGAAGCAAGUGCAAGCAUGCCAGCCGCUGCACCAAGUGGCCCGAAUUCGCCAGCCCAGAAUUCUGUGUCCAGAGAGGCGUCUGCAGGCGCAAGCGGCUUGGCAUGCAGUCGACAGCCUCAGCUUUUGGCUGUGCAGGGUCUGGGGCUUGUCCCGCCUUUGUCUUCCUUCGCGUCCACCGCACAGUCGCUGGCAAAUCGAACGGGAAGCCCGAAUGGGAUGUGCCCCUUUCCUCGGAACGGUUCCCCUCCAGCGUUUGCUGUCUCGCCUUCCGCCCCGCCGCGGUCCGGGAGUCUGGAUCCUUCGACUUGGCUGCUCAGCAGUCCGCAAGCGUCGGACAGACGCACGCAGCUGGCCCGACAGCUGUCGAGUCCUCUGGCCAGCCGAGCCUCCAUUUCUCCCGCUCGAGUAUUUGGGCUUCAAGCGGUCUCUCCCCUUCGAUCUCGGGCCACUUUGGCGCCAAGGCCGCUCGCAGAGACGUUCUUUGGCCUCUGCAGUUCCGCAGGUGGCUCGUGCGAACCAAACCACCCUCUCGUGCAUGGACUUCUGCCGUCGGACUCUCCCGCGGCUGGCGAGAGAAACGCAGUCUCCCAUCCCGGACUCGUUUCUGCUGGCUCACCUCCUUCGACCAGCUCUCCCCCACAGGCUCGAAGCUGUGAGCGCCAACGACCGAAUACAACCGCCCCCUCGAGCGCCAGUGUCUCAAAUUUCUGUGAGCUGUCUGUCUCGGCUUCCACCUCCGACGUGGGUUCGCCUUCCGCUGCGAACACACUCCAGGAAACCGAGCUUUGCUCUGUAGCUUCACCCUCUGGGACUGGCAGUGCGCCUUCGGCUCUCUCCAAUGCGAAACCGUCCUCUAUGGAAACGCGAACAGACGGAGAGCAGGAAUCGUCGCCCGUCAGAGCACGCCCAGGUGCGGCACCGAGGAUUCAAGCCACGUCAGGGGGGCCCCUGUCCGGCGAACCCAAGGAAGCCGAGAAAAACGAUGCUUCAGCAGAAAAGCGAAAGACAAAUUCCGUUCGUUGGAGAGCGUCGAUCAUGUCGAAUUCUCCAGAAAAAACGCCGCUUGAGAUCCGAGCCAAGACCCCGGAAGCGCGAAGGCGCCACGGUUCACCGGUCCGAUCUCGGCCGCGCAGCACCUCAACGCUGUCGGGCCAGGUCAGGGGAACGAAGCAGCCACAAGCCGCCGUCUCGCCAAGUUUGAGCGCGACACUCGAGGCGUCACGCGGAGACUCUCUCAGGAGCCGCUGCCGGUCGCCGGUUCCGGAACGCUCACAUAGUGUGGCGCGACAUCAGUCCGCUCUCGGGUGUCGUGGAAGGCGACCGCCGACUACUUCAGGAUCGACCAAGUCUCCUUCACCCGAGUGUCGAGCGCGGCCCUCGUCUAGAGCCGGCUCUCGCCGCCCGGGACGUUUACUGAUGCCUCGAGCUGAAGUUCGCCCUUCUUCUUCUGGUGUCCUCUCGUCCCACUCCUUCAGCGGGGGGAGGCUCCCUCUGGAUAUCAAGGAGCUAAAGAAAUUGCACAAGCAUCCGCUGACAGGGAAGCCGUCCAACAGUUUGUCCUCCGUCACGACCCUGCCGGCCGUGCGUGAACCGAAUUGCUCCGCACUGCGGGAGAGAGCAGCCAGUGUGUCUGUUGGCGCGCAAAAGACCUUAAAUAAGAAGGGUAAAGCAACAGACUCCAGAACAGAGACGCCCACGUCGUCGCCGAGUCCCGCACCCGUCAGAGACGCGUGUACCCGGCGCAAGGGCCCUGUGUCUGUGAGUCGAAAUGGAGGCGCGAGAAGCAGCUCCACGCGUCCGGUGAGCAGAGGACGCGUAUCCAUCGACCCCGCGAAGAAGCGUGAGAAAACUGAGUCUCUCGCUUCUCGCUCGCGGUCUGCUUCCCCGACACCGGUGGACCCUGUCCGUGUCAAGGUCCGAAGAAGUGCGUCUCGUCUGUCAGGACAGUCCCACACUGUCGGUGGCACGAAGGGAGUUGCCCAACGGAAGACGCCUGUCAAGCAGCGGACCCGCAGUGGCACUUGCAUUCGGCCUGGGUCGGUGGUUUAUGAGCCCUCGCGCCAAGUGGUAACUCCCAGAAAUGGAAGCCCGGCUCACAGAGCCGCAAGCACAGUCCUGACUCGGAGACAGCGAUCUCGAGGGCGCCACAGCUCCGUCCGGCCCCUACCCCGGGGCUUGAGUCAGCGCGACAGCUCCCUUAGCUCCUCCGAUACUGGCGAAGCGAGUUCUGGCAGCGACACACGCUCCCUCCAUCGUCUCAUGAGGUCGACCCUGUCUCUGAAAGUGCGUUCGAUGUCCUCGGCCUUCGCGGAAGGACCGCUUCACCUCUUGAGGCCUCCGUCGUUCGAGCUUGCCGCAUCCUCUGACAGAUCCUCUCCCGAGUCUCGCAAGGCGUCCUCCACUGUCUCUCUCUGUUCAGGUGCCGCUUCCGCGACGGAGCCGUCUACCCUGCCUGGGUUGGGGCAAAGCUUUUUGACCGUGGGCGUCUGCGCCGCGGCGCCGGAGGGGGACUCGGACGGCAGGGGCAGCGGCUCCAGCACGUACCGUCGGGCGAGCUGCGCGUCGUCUGUCGGCGCGGCCUCGAGUGAUUGGGCCGAAGUUCCAGGCCCUGUGGCUUCGACGCGAGCUUCAAGGCUUCCCGCGACUCAGGCCCAGGCGCGGCGCCAGCAUCCAGGGAGAGACGAAAGCGACACAGAGGGGGGACCUGGACUUGCGCCUACGCGCUCCGGCCGGAGUGAAUCCGUUUCUUCUGGAUACUCGUCGACGGAGAGGCGGUCUCCGCGUCUCCAGGAAUCUCGCGCGCCUCAGCUCAGAAACCGUAGCACUGCUGACCUGUCUCCUCGCGCGCGCCGCCCCUUGGCUCCCUCCAAAGAGGAGACGGCGCCUCGCGGCGUCCAACUCCCUCGACUGAAUCUGGAUGUCCUGGGCCAGAGUCAGGAGGCACCGAAGAGAGUCGAAAGCGGGGAAGCCCCGAAAAAAGGUCCCGGCGGACGGGCACCGAGUUCGGCUCCGCACAGUGGCACUGAGGGCCGCGCCUCAACAGCCGAGCGGCCGCGUCCCGACGGCGACGGCGCGUUGCCUCAGGCGAGAGAGACCUCUGACGCUGCGAGGGAGCGCGCAAAGGGAGGCACGGCGGCGGGAACGCCUCGAGUGCCCGGGGACAGAGACCGCCCCGUUCAAGGACGAAACGAGCGAAGCCCCCAAUCACGCAUAGGUACGCGAGAAAUCGCGGAAAGGCAUGGUCCACCAAAGAAAAAGAGUCCAGAGGUGGCGGAACUGUCGCUGCCCCGGCGCAACACCAUGCGAGAGGUAUCUCCCCGGGCUCUCGCCGGCGCCGGUGCUGUCGAGCACAGUGCGGUCAGACAGCGUGCGUCGACCUCAUCGGUCUCACACGGGCGCUCUAGAGCGGCCGAAGAGACAGACAGAUCUUCCGCCUCGCAAGACUCGGUUGCGGUCGCGGUGAAGACGACGGGAGGCGAGCUUCGCCACUCGACUUCGAAGGAGAUUUCGCUUUUGAAGAAGUCCGCGAAUGCGCCUCCGUCGCCUCGCGCCCACGUGACGGGGACGCAGAGAGCGAAGCCUGUGGCAUUUCCUAGUCGAGGCCAACCAACUGGCGCCGCCGAUUCCUUAUCAAAGAAGAGCCCGACUGGAGGCGCGUCUUCCUUUGACCUCUCUGAAUCUGCACGGCGCGAGCAGGAAAGAACGCGUGAGACACCCUCAAGGCCGCGACUCAGCGCUCUGCCAGGCAGCCUGCCCAAGAGCAAAGUCUCCCCGCCAGGCCCGCCGCGACCUCGUGCUUCGCAUUGGGAGACGCCUAGCGAAGCGCGCGACGCCUCAGACACGCAUGCAGCGAAGGCGCGACACCCUUCAGGCAGAGCCGACGCAGGCGCGCGUUCGGCCAGCGUCUUGUCCGGCGAUGAAGGUCCCCGAGGGGACCUGGAGGCCCAGGAACAGUCUGACUUGACUCUCCAGAACUCCCCCAACAUCAAGCGACCGCCGCUGCGUCAAGCGUCUGUUUCAAGCGCACUGUCGGAAUCACCGUUGGGCGGGGCUGGUGGCAGGGGCAUCGGUGGAGCUCGCAAGAACUUUGCGCCUUUUCAAGGUGUCGCGAUUGCUGCCAAGGGGACUCAGACCCGAGUCGCUGCGAAAGCGAGGCCUUCUGAAUCUUCGCAAGCGAACGCGGGUGCGCUUUCGUCGCCGUCUGACUCUCUUCGAACUGUCAGCUCCUCUUCACCUCGCCGCAUGCAACGGCCUUCGGGCGCGAAAGAUCUCUCGCGCCCCGGUGAGACUCGGCGCGUCAACCUUACGGCCUCGCCGGCGUCGAGCGCGCGGCGCAGCGACAGCGAAAUCCCCAGUCUCCGAAUUGAGAAGAGCAGCCGCGGGAACGAGGGCGCUAGACGCCAUGGCUCCGGCCUCCCGAGUCUCUCGGGGUUGGGCGACUCCGCUGAGAAGGAAAUGGCGAGGGCAGGCAGCGCCUUGAAAGUCGCUCAGGGAAAGCUCGCGAAGAAGGCGCCUGCCUCUCCGCGAGACACGAGACUCCUUUCGCGAUCGCUCACGCGCAGCAGCGUCCUGUUGGAGCUCCCGGGAGAGAAAUCCCUCGGAGGCGUGAAGCGACCGAAAGCGAAGGCUUCAGGGAAAGCCGCCGCCGGCCGCAAGAGAGCAGACGCGUCCCCACAGAAGAGAACGGGGAAGACCCAGCCUGUCGGGGCGGCUUCCAAGUCACAGGUGGUUGAGGAGUCGCCGAAGACACCCGAGUUCUGCGUCAAGGACCUCCCGAUGCCGGCGAGUCGAAUUCAACCGAGAGUCUGCGUGUCCGACGGCUUCUUUUUACCUGUCAGAGAAGGUCCACAGCUCGAGCGGAGUCGUAUGAUGAGGAGCUUCCACCAAGAUCUCUGUCGGCCGGGGCCGCGGGGGUUGUACGACCGGAGGUUGUACGGCAUGGCUCUGGAGCUGUCUCUGUUGAUGCCGACGGACUUGAAAAACUUGAAGCGUUGGCUUCACGAGAGCGUCGCAGAGGUCGAGGAAGAGCGCCAGGAGCUGGCCGAUGUUUGGGGAUUUCUCGAGGUGCUCCCCAGCUUCUGCAUGGUCAACGAGCCGCUGGACUUCGUCUUGGCCUACCGAGAUGAGACCCGGUGGAGACAGUGGGGAGCCGGGUGGAUGGGCAAGAACGGGCGGCCUCUGCCUCUGCCUCCCGACAAGCUCUUGCGUGCGUUCUUCUUCGCAGAGGGCCUCGAGGGCGGUCCCGAUUGGGAGUGCAAAAUGAUGAAGCGAGAGGAGGAAAACAUGCGCCGGUUCAUGAAGGACGAGGCAGAAAAACUCAGGAAAGAGGAGGAGCACCAACGUCUGCUGGAGAAGGAGGCGGAACUGCAGAACUUGAUUCGCUUCAAGGCGAAGCGUUGGCGGCAGCUCCAGUGCAUGUGGGAGAAACUGGUGCAGGCGAUCGAGCUGCACCAGCGGCCGCGGCUCUCCUUUGUUUCUUCGCUCGACGACGGCUUUCCACCAUCGACGAGUGUCGCGACCUGGCUGCACCCAGAGCGUCAACGCGCCUCUAUCGCGACGCCCUGGAUCGCUGCACCUCCCUAUCUGUCCUGCUGUUCGGACGCCGUCACUGGCGACCCGUCAGAAGGGAGCGCGGUGUGUUUGGAGGGCUGCGUCUCUUCCCUGGCUUCUCCCGCGGUUUCCGUCGGAGCCGCCGAGCCGUCAGUCGUGACCAUUUCGUCUCUCUCUGAGCUGCAGGCCCGGGCGAGGCGGUCCGAGUCCUACGCGAGGGCCAUGCACGCGAUGCAGCAAACGCCGGUCAUGCCUUCACCCGACUACGUGCGUCACUUGUUUCGCGAGCGGAAGUUCCGGGAACUCAACACAGUCUUCAAGGCCCUCGUCGGCGCCUCCAUCGAGGACCUCUGGCUUCACUUCGACCGCCAAGAAGCCGAGGCUGAGGCCGCCCAAGCCGCGCAAGCCGCGGCGCAGGAGGCGCAGAACCGCGCGGUCGCGGCGGCUGAGGCCCGGCGGCGGCGAGCAGAAGAGGCGCGGGCGAGGGAGCCCCUGGAGCGGGAGGAGAUGGCGAGAGAAGACGCGCGAGCUCACCAGUGUGAAGCGUUCACCUGGAAGGUCGGGAACCUGCGCCGAAAGAAGCAAGAGUUCCUCAAAUCCAUCCCGAUUUCCCCCUCAGCUACCAAUGCCGUCGAAUUGCUGAUGACGAAAACGAAGAGGGGAGCACGCCCUCGCAGCUCUGGAGACACGAAGCUCGUCAGCCUCCGCAGAGCCGGAAGCUCCAGCAGCGCUUCAGGUCCCACUCACCAGAAACUAAGCGAAAAGCGCGACGCGACUCCCGCUGGACAUUCCGAGGCGCUUCCACGGGGCCAAGCGACUCAGGGACUCCUAUCCAGACGACAGUCGCAAAUGGGCAUUUCUGCUCGGAGUGGGUCGUUGCUUCACCACAACGAAAGCACCCGAGCAGCAGGGCGAAGUCCGGAAGGCUUGACUAGACUUGUUCGCAUGCAGACUGCAGGUCGGGGUGCCCAUCGCACUUCGGCGUUUAUCUAGCAGCGCGUCGAUUUGGAACAGGCACAAACUGUUCCUUCUCCAUGUGAUUUAAUCCUACAUUCUCUCAGUUUCGAAUUUGCUCGGACCAUGAGGUGCAACGAAGUUCGAUACACGCGCUGGACAUACCGCAGCUGAGUCGGACUUCUUGAUUCUACAAGAUACAUUUGCUGACUCUGUGGGAGCCAACAGAGUUCUCUUUGGCUGAUGUACAUACCACAAGCAUGCCACAGCUGAUUUCACUUUUUUGUGACAAACACAAAAGAUAAGUAAGGUGAAUCUUCUGUCAGAUCCCACCAGUUGCUUAUGAUUUCUGUAUCUGACCCCAGUGCCUGUCUUGACGCGCGCGUUGGCCGCAGGGGCUCGGCGCACUCGUGGGGUCUUCACAGAGCCCAGGCGACGCGACAGCGCCAUUCGCAGCUUUCAUUGCUUCUUCGAGUCUCCUGAUCUUCUGUGGAAGGUGCCGCUUUGCGAAUCUUGCGCAGGCAGGCGUCUGUGUCUUCGAGAAACGCUAGCGUUCUCAGCUUCUGAUCGAUGCUAGAAAACGUCGUCCAGACUCCCUCGUGUCCCCAGAGGGACGAUCCAAGUAGCUUCGCGAAUCGGCAGACUGACUUUCGCGCUGCCGUCGAAAGCGCCUGUCUCUCUCAAGUCCUCUGAAGGCAGAUGCGAGAGGAAAUCGGAUGCCGCGUUCGUCCUUCCGGAAGAGCUUCCGAACGCCUUAUACAGAUUGGUAGGAAGAAGCUACACGGUCCUUCGUACAAACAGGCUCGCACGAAGAACAAGCAGAUUCUAGCUUGUCUCUAAAACGCCCGGCCCAAACCCAUUCGGAGAAAGAGCAAUGAGCGUCGACAGCCCUGUCGCCACGAGACUUUUUGUGCUGCAUUUCAGCUUGGUGUGUCUGUCCACUCAGAGUGCAUGUUGAGCCCUCUGGUUCGUCCACCCCAGGGAAAAUCGAUUUUCAGAGCUUCUGUGCAACCGGAGUUGUGUGGCGACACACUGCCGUUUUUUUGGGCUGGUAAACAUCAGAAACACAGGUCUGUUCCGUACGUUCGCUUUCCACUCUGAACCUUUCCUAAUCGGUCGCAGGCUCC